Schistosoma bovis is the source of this 4449-nucleotide messenger RNA. The record is from the annotation of a GenBank genome assembly. NCBI's taxonomy places the organism in Eukaryota, Metazoa, Platyhelminthes, Trematoda, Strigeidida, Schistosomatidae.
GGGAUUUUUUAACUUCUCAAGGUCGAACCGGGAGGGCGAGUGUUGACCGUAGUCGGUUUGUUAUGGCUGAGUGUGCCGUGGCCACAGCAAAAGCAAAUGUUAUGCUCUAUGAUUCGAAGGCUAGUACUUGGAUCCCAAGUGGCCCAGGACAUGGCAUUUCCAAAGUUCAACUAUAUCACAACACGUUAACUAAUGCCUAUCGAGUUGUUGGAUGGAGGUUACCAGAUCGUGAGGUUGUUAUUAAUUGUGCCAUUGCACGUGGGUUAAAAUAUCAUCAAGCGCGUCCAACGUUUCAUCAGUGGCGUGAUAGUAGACAACAAGUUUACGGCUUGAAUUUCACAUCAGUUGAAGAAGCAGAUGCAUUUGCUGCCGCUGUUAAAUCAGCCUUAGAAAGUCUAGCUACACUACAUUGUCAACAGGUUUUACAAGCUCAACAACAACAAUGUAAGCCUCCUGUCACUUAUGAUCAGUUGGUAUCAAAUGAAACAACUACUACUAUUAAUCAAGAUAUGCAACUAAACCAAUAUCAACAAUCAAAAUACCAAGUACCAAAUCAGCAGCUAUCAUCGAAUCAACAAGUAACUAACUAUACCAAUAAUAACAAUCAGGCAUAUUCUGCACAACCUACGGGAAUAUUAGUCCAAAAUCGUCAGAUUUCAUCCUCUGACAUAACUGAACCAACUGAAAGUUACACCGAUCAGAACAAAGCAUUGUCAUCAUCGGCAUUAUCGAAUCAGCAGUCUGAUCGAGACACUUUAUGCAAUGAUUACAAUGAGGCAAUUGUGAACAGUGUAAAUAAUAUUAUUUUAAGUGAUAAUCAGAAUGUCUACCCGGGUUAUACAACAACAUGUAAAACUAAUACCUCUAGUCAUCAGAAUACUGAAAUUUCACGUCUUAAAUCAUCAACGGAACAAAAUGUAUCCGCGAUAAAUGGUUGUUCAAUGAAUGGUAAUACAGAACAUGGUGUAAAUUGUGAUUCACCGUAUUAUUCAUCUUCAGACGAUAGUGUACGUAAUCUUCGUGGUCUGCCUAAUGGAUCCAAUGAACCUCAUGUGAAUCCAACUUCAUCCGUGACGUUGAACGCUUCCAAUUUUCCCAAUAACAAUGUUAAAUUAUUAGGUGGGAAUUCAGAUGAAUCUUCUGUUAUUACCAGAUCUCUUUCACCAAAUCAAUGCACUUCAAUUAAUAAUACCAAAUCCCAACAAUUGAUUCCCGCUCCACCACCACCGCCGCCACCACCUCCCCCGCCUCCUCCACCCCCACCAAUGGCUAAUAUAGCUGGGUCGAAAAAUUGGCAUCAAAAUACCACAACAACAAUAAGUAAUAAACUGUCAGGUUCACAGUCUGCUGCCGAAAAUUCCGAUACUAGUGACCAUGAUAGUGUUGCUGAAUCUGGUAGUUUAGAUGCUCAAUUACGUAUGGCCAGACAGCAACGUAUUCGUGCUGCUUCUGUUGCUGGUCUAGGAUCUUCUGAUUUUGCACCAACUAUUUCUGGCCCACGUACUCAUGGUGUAGAUAUGAUGACUGAUCUUCAACGUGUUUUGGCAGCACGUCGACGUGCUAAGGAAGCUGAAGAGGAUUCGAAUGCUACAACUGGCGUUAUUUCUACACCAAGUAAUAACACUUCGACAUCAACAACAUUUAGUAACUCAAAUAAUGAUCUACCAACUCCUAGUUCUCCUGUUCGUUCACAUUCUGUCAUAACAAACGCGUUUCAAGGUCAGAAUUCUUCCACAAAUACUAGUUCAUCCAUAGUACCUGGUUAUGCUACAUUACGAAAAGUUUCCAGUCCAUCUUUGGAUUCAACAACAAUUAAUUCUCUAUCCAACUCUUGUUCAACUAAUAAUUCCAAUAGUGGGAGUACAACAGUAAAUCGAGCUGAUUUAGAAGCAUUUAAACGUGAAUUAAUAUCGGAAUUUCGUCGAGAAGUUCAACAAUUAAAAAAUGACGUAAUCGAAGGUGAUCUUGACUUUUUUUUAGUGAUAUAUAGGUUACAUUUAAUUACUAUUUGAGAAUUUGUAUUUUUGAUUGAUUAAUAUCUUUGGAAACAAUAGCUAAUUAGCGUUUAUUUAUUAUUUGGUAGAAAUGCUUUACCUUUAAGUACAAUAUCAAGUUAGUGUACAUAAAGUUUGUCUGGUUAUUUACUCAAAUAUCAUUCACUAGCCUUCAUCGCUGAUACAUAUGAUAACGCUAAUUUUAUACACCUUGUCAAUAGUGAGUUGUAGAGGUAAUCAUCAAAAAGAAUCCAUGAAUAAUUUAGUUCCGACAUAUCGGGUAUGAGACGAUUAUCCACCACAAGUAAUGCAAGAAGAUCACGCAGUAUCGCCAAAUGGUUGAAAUCAAAACAUGGGUCGUGGCUAACUCGCCAGCACGAGGGUCUUGGGUUCGAUUUCCUUUGAAGCAGUGGAUGUGCACUGUUCAGAAGAAAUUACUGUACAAUGCUUUCUGGUUCUCAAUAAUGGUCUAAAUAAGAUGAAUGUGUGAUAUAUUCCAUGAAAAUUCCCUAUACGUGAAAAUUGUACAUAAUUGCCAUUCUUCUGAUUAUUGGUUUUACGUAUUUCUAUUCUCUUUUCGUUUUUCUUUUAGCUCUUCGUGCAUCUUCUGUUCGAAAUUGUUAGUUGAACUAUAAUGAACCACUGAUUGAUGAUCAUCCUCAACAUCUUCAUCGAUUAAAUGAAAUGUUUGUUCGCUUACCUUUUUUCUUUCUCUUGUUGUUUUGUUUUCUACACUUUGACUGUCCUUUCUCCAUAUUUGAUCAAAUAAUAAAGAAUAUUAUGAAUACAAAUGAACAAUGCUCACCUAACAUUCCAUAGUGUUGAUAAUAAAUAGCCUGUUGAAAUUGUUCUUUGGUGUAGAUCAUCUUAAUGUUCUGUCUAUUUAUAAUGAACACAUUAUACUAUUAUUAUUAUUUGUAUCAGCCAACAUAUUGUGCUUCUGCUAAAACGUCAUUUUGGUAAUGAUAGACAAAGUUGAUUUGGCAUUGUUGUUGCCCUGAUUUCUGGGCUACGUAUAUUUGUGUGUGUGUGUGUAAGUCUGUGAGUAUAUCUGUUCAACUUACUUAUAUACAAAUGACGCACUACCCCUACUGGUACGAUUUACUCUGAUAUAUGCAUUUCAUUGUUAUCCUGUAGUUGUUGCUCUCGUUUUUUCCCAUUUCUUAUUGUAUAAUGCAGAGUUGUUUGCUUAACUUUUCUCUGUCUCUGUUGAUUCCACUUAAUAAUGGUAUGUUUUCUACGAUGAUAAUAAUGAUUAUAACAACAUUUUAAGUGAGGAACUGUUAAAAUAGUUAAGAAUUAUUCAUUUAAAAACCUGAUUUAUACUUUGUUUGUUCUUUAUUUGACUUCAUUUAAGUCAAUGUUUACAUUUUAUUCUCUAUUUGUCAAUUUCUUUCUUUUAUUAUAAAAGUUGCCUAAACUCGUAUAUAUUGUUGUUUUGUGAUCUAUGCACACACUAACCUCCAGUCACAUUUUGUGUAUUUUCACUUACUAGGUUUUCAUCAUUUGUAAUGUAAUUAAGUAAAUCAGUACUUUUUAUAAAUGUUUCUAUGUAUAAAUCUGCACUUGGUAUGUGCACAUGUGCUUUUGUAAUGUUUCCGUUUGAAUGAGACAACAGAUGAAAUAUUUUUGCUGAGUUCUUCUUUCAUUUUGUUAUUGGCUUCUCUCACUUUUUGUUUAUGGUAUUUCAGAUAGUUGGUUAAUAGACAACAAACUGUUCAUUUCAUUAUAUUUACUUCAAACUAGAAGCAUUUCAUUUAUCUCUCUUAUUCUCUAUGCAUCAUCUGUAGUGAUUCUUAUCUUUAAGAUUUUUGAAGACCGGUUUACAGAUAUACAGUAUAGUAUUAACUGCCAUCAUAGUCAAUGCUUAUCAUCAUUAUUAUAUUUAAUACUUUUCGUAAAACAAAAAACAUUGCGUUUAUUACAGCUUACGAUUGUUAAUUUGUUACGAAAACUGAAUACUUUUUUUCUAGGUUGUUCUUCCUAUCAUCAUAAAUUAUCCAUUUGAUAUACGAUUUAGUGUGUUUGUGUGUGUGUAUAUGUGAAUUAUUUAUUCUAAUUACCAUAGUUCACUACAGUGUCCUAUGUUUUUGUUUUUUUCUUUUUGAUGAGUAGCUCCCAACUCUUUCUUUUCUUCUUCUUAAUAUCUUGUUUCUUUUCUGGAUAUUAUUAUUUUCUAUAAAAGUAAAACUAUAUUGCAUUUCAUUACAAUUUUAUGGCGUAACCACACAUUCUGAUGAGAUUUCUCUUUAUCUCUAUUAAAAUGUGUAGAACUCUUUGUUACUUAUCAUUGUUGCUAACAUCGGUAUUAUUUUAUCGUUUACUACUUCAUAUAUAUAUCAUUAUUCUACUGGUGGAUUUUCAUUGUUUUUUUCAAAGUAUAUUCCUAACACCAUAUAGAAUGAUACUUCAACUCGUGUUCUUUUUUCAUUUGAAUAAACGUAGUUGUAACAAC